Messenger RNA from Cyclocybe aegerita, 2682 nucleotides. NCBI's taxonomy places the organism in Eukaryota, Fungi, Basidiomycota, Agaricomycetes, Agaricales, Hemipholiotaceae. The record is from the annotation of a GenBank genome assembly.
AUGAGUUAUGAGCGUCACGGUCGUGGAGGAGGCUACCGCAGACGAUAUCACAGAGACCGAGAUGACUACGAUGACCGUCGCCGCGAGCACAUUGAAACACCCGAUGAAAAGCUCAAAACUACCAUAAUCAAAUAUGGGGAGGUGGAUCCCAUCGAGGAACUACCCCGUAUAGAGCAACAGAUUCGAGACCAGGUCCCUCGCAACAUUCCAAACCUUGCUGAAGCGUUCCGAAUUGCUGUAACAGAGCAGCCCUAUAAAAUACCCUUCUACGCUGCGCUUCUGCGACUAUUACAUGACCCUUCCGACCAUGGCAUACCUGAUGAAUCACCUGUUGGGCGACUAGUUUUGGAGGAUUUCUGGAAAGGGUUCCAGGCAUUUGUCGACAAGGUUUCAUGGAGAGAGACGCGGCUAUGCAUUCACUUCUUUGCGCAUUUGACAGUGGCUAAAGUAAUCUCGGUGGAAUCCAUGUUCUCUCUUCUUCGGUCAUUCACUGCUGUUUUUGACGAAUUCGGAGUGUCUCAUGGCAGAGCUAAGAAGGCUGCGUUGUGUGCCGGUGAAGGAUUAUUAAUUGCUGGCCCGAUCCUGAAAGCACACACCUCAACAAGCGUAGACGAAAUCAUCAAUGCUAUUCAAGCAUAUACCGACACAACAACACAACAAAAGUGGCUGGUUUCUCCUGCUACCCGAAUUUCAAGCCCAACUAUACCUCAUGACACCAACGUGGAGUUGCUUGACAUUUUGUUGAGCUCUUUAGUUCUCCUCAACAAGUCGAAUUUCAAUGACACGGCAGACUGUGUCCCGCAACCUUACAAGGCUUAUCCAGACCUUGACCCGGCGUUAGUGAAACCUUACGACUUACCGGUGGUGCUGGUACCCCCUGAGGUCAUCGAGCUUGAAUCCAUUCCGGCUGACUCUGGCGAGGAGGCUCAGGUGAAGAAAGAGGAAUGGCCAGAGUUCUACGUUCGCCUCUUCCCUUCAGACAUUUCUCCCGAUCCAAACACACCUACAGGAUAUGUCAUUCGGACUGCUCUGAUAGAUAUCAUGGACGUAUUCGAAGUCAACCGGAAGGAAUGCGCCCGACUGCUGCUUGAGUACCCAAAGUGGAACUUGCCUGGAACCUUUAAACCAAAACCUGGGGCUCCUGUGACAGCAGAACCUGUACCAGGGAAAGACUGGCAAUUGGAGAGUACAAUCAUUGAGACAGUACUUGGUGCCUACUUCGUGUUGCCGGAAUCAACAUCGAAGUCGAUUUACUAUAUCGCCCUGAUCACAGAACUGUGCAAACUAUCACCAUCUACCGUAGGACCUGCUGUCGGGAAGUCUAUUCGCAAGUUGUAUGGUUCAUUAUCAGAGGGUCUUGACGUCGAAGCUGCACGGCGGUUUGCGGAGUGGUUUGCGGUCCAUAUGAGCAAUUUCGGGUUUGCGUGGGUUUGGAAAGAAUGGGUUCCGGACCUAUCUCUGGCUGUGCAACAUCCACGUCGAGCAUUCAUGCGGAGAGCAGUCGAAUUCGAGAUUCGUCUUGCUUAUCACGAACGCAUCCUUAAGACUUUACCGGAAUCGAUGCAGUCUCCGGAUGCAUAUGUCAUCGCUGAACAAGCUCCGAGUCCUGCAUAUGACUACGAAGAUCCUGCUAAUCCACACCACGAUGCCGCAGAGGCCGUCUUGAACCUGUUGCGCGGUAGGGCCAAAGUCGAAGAUGUCAUCGCCCACCUUGAUUCAUUGAAAGGCACCCUGGAAACAUCUGACGAGAGCACUGUGGACGUAGAUUCUCUCAUUCGCUCUAUUGUCAUCCAGUCCCUUCUGCACAUUGGCUCUCGCUCUUUCUCUCAUUUCUUGAACGCGAUCGAACGAUAUCUUCCACUCUUGCGCAACUUGGCUACCGGUGCAACAUCGAAUACAGGUGCUAUGGGCAACCCAGAGGCGAAGGCAGACAUUCUUGCUGCUGCAGCCUCGUUCUGGAAGUAUAACAGGCAAAUGGUCCUAAUCGUCUUUGACAAGUUCAUGCAGUACCAGAUUAUCGACCCAACGGACGUCGUUGCAUGGACUUUUAUGAAUGGCGUCGCUGUCGGUCGACUCACUGAGCUGGCGGGCCCGAUGAAUCUCAGCGCAUUUGAGUGGGAUUUACUGAGGUCGGCACUGGACAAGGCCAAUGGACGUGUCACAAUUGCGAGGAGAAAGGUAACUGCCCUAAGGAAGGAGGAUGAUGACACCCGCGCUCGUGUCAAGGCUCGGGCUGAUGAGACGAUGGAGGUUGACACUGAACCUAAAGACGAUGCGGAGGCUGUAGCCCCUGUAGUCGACAGUCCGCAGCUAACCACUGCUCUCAAGGCAUUCUCGAGCCUUACCAAGGAGCAGAAAACAGUGCUUUCGCGGACGUUGGAAGGGUUCGUUUCGAGCCUUGCACCGUCGGAGAGCUCCCCGCAUCCUAAUCCCCAUGCGCGCACUGUUAUCACCGAGGAGGCAUGGAAUAAUCGGGCGAGUUGGGGGAGAGAUGAGUGGAACGCCUGGGAAACCUGGGGAUGGUAUCGGCAGUUCUGCAGAGCGUACUCGCCUUACCUGCGCACAUACGCUAAUACGCUCUACACGAUUUCGUUUUCCAAGUUCGACGGGGCAAAGGAUCCUGCUGUUGAUCUGCUGAAGAUGAUAUGGAAUGUUGCGAUGGGUCAACUUGAAGAGGCCUGA